AUGGGACGUGGAUGUACUUUAGAGCAUCUUCCUCAAGGGAAGAAAGCUUUAGGAAGUCAAUGGGUGUAUAAGACAAAGUUUUUGUCUAAUAGUGAUGUUGAAUGUCUUAAGUCUCGGUUAGUGGUUUUUGGCAAUCAUCAACAAGAAGUUCAGAUUAAUUUCUUAGUAUAUGUUGAUGCUCUUAUUAAUUCUAGUAAUAAUUCCGAUACAAUGACUGUUUUCAAGGCUAAUUUAUGUGAUUGUUUCAAGAUGAAGGACCUAGGUCCUUCGAAAUAUUUUUUGGGCAUAGAGGUUGCUCGUAGUGCUUCUGGUUUACUUCUCUGUCAACGAAAGCUAGUAGGGAGAUUGAUAUAUCUCUCAGUUACGAGAUCGGAUUUGGUGUACUCAGUUCAUGUUCUUUCUCAGUUUAUGCAGGAGCCUCUGAUUGAGCACUGGGAAGCUUCUUUGCGAGUGGGGUGGUGUGAUUCUGAUUGGGCGGAAUGUCCCCUUACUCGUCGUUCAUUGACAAGUUGGCUAGUAUUUUUCGGACACUCUCCUAUUUCUUGGAAGACCAAGAAACAACCUAUUGUGUCUAUCUCUUCGGCUGAGGCCGAAUAUCGCUCCAUGAAUUCAAUUACUAAUGAGUUGAAGUGGUUGAAGGCUUUGUUAUUGAGUCUAGGAGUGCAACACCCAAAGGAAAUCCAGUUAUUUUGUGAUAGUCAAUAUGCCCUACACUUUACCAAAAAUCCAGUCUUUCAUGAGCGAACGAAGCAUAUUGAGAUUAACUGCCACAUUGUUCGUGAUGCUAUUACUGAAGGCUUAAUUGCUUCAUCAUAUAUUUCCACUUCAUCGCAAUUAGCGGAUAUAUUUACAAAGGCACUUGGGAAGACUCAGUUUUAUCAUCUUCUUUCCAAGUUGGGCAUUUUUUAUCCUCAUGCUCCAACUUGA
Messenger RNA from Chenopodium quinoa (quinoa), 927 nucleotides. RefSeq lists its product as uncharacterized. The record is from RefSeq and is a predicted model, not a curated record. NCBI's taxonomy places the organism in Eukaryota, Viridiplantae, Streptophyta, Magnoliopsida, Caryophyllales, Amaranthaceae. Bases 1 to 927 code for a protein of 308 amino acids. The transcript has 4 exons.